ACACAUUCGUGGAAAGUGUUGAAACGUCAAAUGUCUUCUCAGUCGGAUAAAGAUGUUUAACGUGAUGUUAUUGCACGACUUGUGAAUGUUUCGGAAUUUAAUCGGUAAUUGGUUAAUAGUUGUACGUUAUUGGUAAUAUGUCGCUAUUUGACAGGAAAUCGCUCAGGACAUUUCGAAAGGCAUUGAGUUCUGGAUUUGCUUGGAGGUAGCACUUAAUCAAUUUCGAACGAAACGAUGGAAACUGAAAUCAUCUGUAUUUCUUCCGACGAUGAGUUUGACUCGCAAAAGGAAAACAAAACGGAUAAACCUGUGGCUAAUUUUGCAGAGAUUAGUAAAGAAACCCUUGUUUCUGCAAAAACAGAAACUGUAAGCAGUAAAAAUGAAAAAAUUGAAGAGAAACAUUUGAAACGAAAAAUAGUACACAUAGAUGAGGAAAAGAUAGCUAAUAAUAAAGAAAAAAAAGUAAAAUUUUCUAAUCAAGAUACAGUCAAGGUGACAAAUAAGAAAAUUGAUUUAUGUCGUGUGCCUCAGAUACGUCUUAUUAAAAGUGAUUGUCAUGUACAACUAAACAAGAAGCAAGAAACAACUGAAAACACACAAUUGAUUGUAAAAGAAAAGAAAAAGAUAUCAUAUAUUCCACAGGACGUCUUUCCUCGGUUUAUAAGUUUAUGUCAACAAAAGUGCCCAGAAGGUGAUAACAUAUCGAUGAAUACAAUUAUCAGUAAAUUAAAAAGACGUUAUGAAAAAUUGGAUCCAAUUUAUGUGACAUCAGAAAAUUUUAUCACGCUUUUAAAUGAAAAGCGCAAUGCUAUUAUGAAUAACAACAAAGAAGUAUAUGUACAUAUAAGAGAAGUAAUGAAUGAAAUGAAACAUGAAAUUGAAAGAAAGAGAAUAAAGAACUCCCAAUCUUUGCAAAAUAAUGAAAUCUAUGAUGCAGUUCCUUCCACUUCUUAUGCUACAAAUAAUGUAUCAGUUAAUAAUAUAAAAUCGGAUAAUAAUAAUCCAAUUAAUAAUGCAAUAAAAUUGGAUGAUAAUGAUGGUGAUGAUAAUGAGGACGAUAACGAGGAUAAUACCAAGACUGAUAAUGAAGAUGAUAAUGAAAGAAAGGAAAUAAAAAUUAAAGCGCUAUUGCGCGCUAUGAGAAAAUGUGAAGUAAAAAUUAAAAGAUUGGAAGAACAGGAAGUUGAUUUUGAUCAGGGCAAAGAUAGUAAUUAUUUCAAAGUCGGAGCCUAUAAAAAAAGAAUUGUAACGUUGUACAAUAAACUUUGUGAGCUAACGGGAGAAAAUGCUGAUGCAGGACGUGCAUAUUUGCGUCCUAAGCAUUUAAACGUAACUCAGAUCGUUGCUGUGGAUCAAGCAAUAACGAAUUUUAUUAACUCUAAAAUUAUUGCACGAAAUCGAAAUAAUUACAGACGAAAUUUAAAGACCGUUCUUACAGAUGAUUUAAUAUUCCCUGAUUAUAGAGACAUCUUGGAAUGUGUUGAGAGAUGCAAUGAGAAACAAAAUCUACAAUUAAAAAAAAAAAGACAGAAACAAAUUGCACGGAAAGCUUUCAGGGAACUUGGAGAACAUUUACAACGUACAAGGCACAACGAUUAUUGGGACACUUUUUCUUUGUAUCUUGAUAAUAAAGAAGAUCCAGCUUUACAUGAUAGUAAUUUAGCGAAUAAAUUAGCUAACAAUCGUGUUAUGGGUGAAAAACGAUUAGCUGCCGUAUUUAAAAAAUAUACAAAGCUACAACAAGAGCUAUCAGACCAGGAAGAAGAGGAUAGGAAGAGAAGGAGGAGGAGGAGGAGGAAGGAGGAGGAGGAGGAGGAGGAGGAGGAGAAUGAAGAGGAGCUGGAAGAAGAGGAGGAGGAGGAGGAGGAGGAGGUAGAGGUAGAGGUAGAGGUAGAAGUGGAGGUAGAGGUAGAGAAAGAGAAAGUCAAAGUCAAAGAGACAAAUAGUAUAAAUGACGAAAAUAAGAUCAAUGAUUGUUUAUCUGUAACAAGCGAGAAAAGUAACAAUAGCGAAAAACCUACAGAGACAGCAGUUAAUGAAAAUAGAUUACUUAUAAAAAAGAAUAAUAUAAAUAUAGUAAAUGCGUGUCACUCUAUAGAUAAAGUUAUUUCAAAUAAAACUGCAGCAGAUACCUCACAAGAGAAAUGUGAAAACGCGACUGAAGUAAAAGUUAUUAUGAGAGAGAAUAAUACGGCAAUAUCAACGAAUGAGAAUAAGACGAAUAGCAAGAAUAUGGUACAUGAGCCGUGCAACAGCAGUGUUGUGAAGAAUGUUGUCAUUAAUAUGCAAGAGGACUCACUACCAGUGACUUCUACGACAAACUGCACAAAGAUGAAAACAAAAGAAGUAUCCAAAGUGAUAACAGAUCCUGCAACAAAGAGGACCACCAAGGGUGCAGCAGAUACAGUAAACAGGGUUACAACAAAACUAGUAACAGAAGAUACACCACAGCUGGUAAGAGGGAAUACAGUGACGCCAAUAACGGGAGAUACAACUGAGACAGUGGAAAAUGCAGCAGAAAUAAUAGAGUAUGAACCAGAGAUAAUAACCGAGACUAUAGAUGGAGCAAUCGAGAAUAUGCUAAAUGAUGAAUCAGGACAAGAAAAGAAGCCUGUAUUGCGAUGUCGUUCAUUUGCUAAACCACCUACGACCUGGGAGGACAAUCAGCACAAAACAGAUAAAACCGCUCAAAAAAAUACGCCAAAGGUAACAAAUCAAAUUAAAGAAAUAGUUGAUUUGACUAAUGAAGGAACAACCAAGCCACCAUCUGCUGUUAAAUAUACUACUGUACAACUUGGAAACAAAGUCCUUCCCAUAGUGAAACAUACACUGUUUAUACCUUCAAAUAAUAAGAAUAUAAUUAAUGUCCAAAAUAUUACAAAUAAUUAUUUAAAGAUAAAUCCGCAAACGGGUAAAAUAAUAGAACCUGCACGUAACAUUUCUGGACCUAUACUUCGACUGCCAAUUGGAACCAUUCCGACUACCAGUCGACAAAGCCAAAUGCAAAGUCCUAUUAUUAUAAGAAACGAUCCUUUGAAAGGAAACGACGUAGUAAAAGUCCGAAAAGUCCUUAUAUCUAAAAAUCACAUUGUAUCUCAGAAACCGACAGUGCAGUCCGUCUCCAAGCAAACGGAUGUGAGUUCACCGAUGUCAAAAUCCAAAUGACUUGAACAUAUAACAAAGACUAUUCUUCUUGAUCAUUGUUACACAAAAAACAGUAUCGAUCUAGAUAAUGUGUGGCAAGGUGAUCAAUCGUGAUGUUAAAUAUGUUUAUAUGAUUGUCUAUAUAUUUUUAAUUUAUAAGUCGUACAUAUAAAAAUAUAUAGUAAUAUAAUUAAUAAAUUUUCUAUCAAAUUUGAAA
Molecule: messenger RNA, 3361 nt
Organism: Solenopsis invicta (red fire ant)
Lineage: Eukaryota; Metazoa; Arthropoda; Insecta; Hymenoptera; Formicidae
Gene: Daxx
Product: FK506-binding protein 5
Molecular function (GO): histone binding
Source: RefSeq, a predicted model, not a curated record